AUGUCAACUUGGGGAUCAUACUUCUCCGGCUAUGUCAAAAAGAAUCCUGGUGGCACUCCCGCAGAUAAAGAGAAUGAUCCGACAAUUACACCUAUCGCACCACUAAACAUUAAUACUAAUGUCAAAACCAUUCAGCCCUUGGUCCUCGAUGAAGAUGGCCUCACACCCAACUCGAGCGAAGAUGUAAAGAAACGUUUCGAUGAGAAGCUGGGGAGUGUAGGGAAUUUAGGAAUGGGUACAGCAUCAGUGAAGAGAAUGCCGACAUUGAAAUCGAAUGGUAGGGGUGCAAGGAUGGCAAAAAUGUUUGGAUAUGGAACGGCGGCGAAGGAAGAGAAGGUCGAUGAGAAAGUUGUGGAAGAUAAGGGCGAGGUGGAAACUCCUUUGGUAGAAGUAAAGGAAAUACAGAUUCAACUACCAGCUGAAAUGAGCAAGAUCGAGAAAUUAUUGGCGGAGAGGAAAGCUGUUGCAAUUGAGUCGAGGAGUUCUUCGCCGGUCAAUAUUCAACCACCUCAACCAUCUCAACCUGUACAGUCUAAUCAGCAAGAGGAUCAACUACAAGCUACUUCGGCAGCUCAAUCUUUACAGUCCAUUCAACCUCUGGAGGAACUGCAAGUUACCCCGCCAGCUCAAUAUUUUCAACCUGAGAAGGAACUGCAGGUUACCCCACCCGUUCAACCAGCUCAAACUUUACAGUCUAAUCUACCUGAGGAGAAACUGCAGACUACCCCACCAGCUCAACUACCUCAACGCGUGCAGUCUAGUCAACCCGAGAAGGAAAUGCAGGUUACCUCACCCGUUCAACCACCUCAAUCUGUACAAUCCAAUCUACCUGAGGAGAAACUGCAGGUUACCUCGCCAGCUCAACCACCUCAACGCGUACAGUCUAUUCAGCCCGAUGAAGAACUUCAGCUUAUCCCACCCGUUCAACCACCUCAACCUGUACAAUCCAAUCAGCCCGAUGAGGAACUUCAGGUUAUCCCACCGACGCAACCACCCCAGUCAAUAGAAUCUGUGCAGCCUGUACGAUCAGUAGAGCCACCAGAGCCCUCAAAACCUAUCCCAUCAAACAGCACAGAUUAUAUUCAGCAACCAUUACAGGAGAAACCUAAGCCGACCAGCUCUGACACAACAACUUCAACGCGCCUAUCAUUCAAUGGGGUAAAAUCAUCGAUAAAACGAGCUUCUACUCGCAGUAAAAACAAAGCAUCUAUCUCUGCAUUGGAUGAUCUUUUGGCUUGUUUCGGCGAAGAGUUUGCUUCCGUUGCAGUCACUUCAAAACCACUCGAGAACGAGAAGGCGAUAGAGAAGCCGGCGUCUGAAAAACCAAGAAGACAACGGAAACCAAAAGCUUCAAUCUCAGCGCUAGAUGAUAUCAUGGCUGGCUUAUAUUCUAUGGAACCUGCGACCGAAACUGUACGAAGAUCAGCAGAGGUCCGGAAAGGUGAUGUUAGAAAUUCUAGGAUGCCGACAACAACUAAAGUAAUUGAGGUGACUCCAAAAGUUAUUCCUCCCAUUCCUGAAGUUUCAAAACCAGUCACCGAAAAUUUGAAGGUGUCAUCACAGACUCCGGAUCCAUUGAAGAGAAAGUCAAGAGCAGUAUCAAGGUUUCCAAUUGUAAUAUCUAAUGUUUCCAAAGAAACUCUGAAUGUUCCGGCACCAAAAGCAACCACAAAAUUGAUUCCUCUUAUCCUGAAAGACCGGCUUAGUCCGCUUCCUCCAAACAACCAGCCGAUUACAACAAUUCCCCGUUCACCAACAAUAAAUGGCCAACUGAGUCCCAUUCCACCACAAUUUCGCCUUCGCCCUAAACGUUCCUUUCAAGACAUGGUAAAACUUGCCACAUCACCUCGCUUUGCACAAGUUGCCGAACAAGCGGUUGAAGCUGAAGCCGAACGAAAGUUACUAAUAUAUGAAAGGCAAGCUGAACAAAUACUACUCGAGAAAGAAGAGAUGGAAGAGAAAAGAAUGAGUAUGGAGGAGAGUUUCAGGAAGGUGCUAGAAGAGGACGAGAGGAUUGCUAGAGAGGCGGAAGAAAUGAAAGCUUUUUUCGAAGAACAAGAGAGGAUACGGAUGGAAACAGAGGCUGAGGAGGAGAGAUUGAAGAAGGAGAGAGAUGAAAUCGAGAGACAAGCAAGAAUCAAGAGGGAAAAAAGAAAGGCAGAAGAGCGGGAGGCACAAGAAGAGGCUGAGAGAUUGACCGCACAAAUCAAAGCAUUCGAGAGAGAACAGGAGAAGGCGGCUCAAGAGGCAGCUAGGAAAUUGAAAGAGGAGGAAAGACUUGCGAAAAUCGAAAAACAGGCGGCAGCUAGGAGGUACGAAGAAGAAGAGAAAAUUGCAGCGAUUGAGAGGCAGGCCGAAAGGGAAAGGAUGGAGAAAGAGGAGCGCUUAGCUGCCGAGGAGGCAACGAGAAGAUAUGAAGAAGACGAAAGAUUGGCAGAAAUUGAAAGGAUAGCAGAAGAGGAGAGGCUCGAAGAAGAAGAAAUGUUAGCAUAUGAAGAACAACUGCGUGAGGACGAAUUGGAAGAGGAACAACGAAAAGAAGAGGAGAGAAUCUACGCCGAAGAAGCUAGACAACGAGACGAAAGAAGAGACAGAGAAGCGAGGGAAAGGACCGAAAGGAUGGAAGCCGAAAUGCGCGAAGAAGAAAGGUCAAGGGCAGAAAGAGAUGAACAAGAACUUUUACAAAUGGAUGAAGAAGAAGAGGAAAGAAGAGCCUACGAAGAACGUAUUGAAAGACAACGUCAAAGAGAUGAGAGAGAAAUGGAAAUGAUAAGAAGGCGAGAAGCACAGGAGCAAACUAUCGAGCAACAAAGAUUUGAUGCUCAGCAAGAGAUGGAAAGGAUGGAUAUGAUAGAGCGCGAAGAACGCGAAGCUAUGAGAAUGCAACAAGAGCGUCAAGAGGCCGAAAUGGACAGAGAAAGAGAAGAAGAUAUCAGAUUACAGCGCCAACAACAGGCGGAGGAAUUUUUGGAAGAAUCAGACGAUGAUGAUGAUGAUGAAAGGCCCCUGACGAAAGAAGAAGAGAUGGCUAAAGCGGAAGAAAAGAUUCGAAUGGCAUUUGCGGGAAUGGCAGCGGAGAAAUCAGGAAUACCCGCUCCGAUAAAUCCCAGACCAAUGUCACCCAAAGCGCAAUCUAUUCAGAAUCAGAAUCAACCGGUUAGACAAUUGGGGCCAAGACCUUCGAUUAAGGGUGGUUUGCCGGGAGGACCAAGAGGUGGUGGAUUACCUGGUGGUCCGAGGACUGGGAUGGGUUUACCGGGUGGUCCGAGAGGUGGUGGUGGGUUGCCUGCUGGUCCGAGAAUUAGGAGGGUUUAG
Molecule: messenger RNA, 3315 nt
Organism: Sclerotinia borealis F-4128
Lineage: Eukaryota; Fungi; Ascomycota; Leotiomycetes; Helotiales; Sclerotiniaceae
Source: the annotation of a GenBank genome assembly